AGCUACGAAGUAGCGAGAGAAGCCAUUUAAUUCUCCAGUCUACGCAACGAGGCGAAGCCCACGGUUUCAUCUCUCGAUUGUCGCAUGAACAGUUCCAGUUUGAAUUGUGACGCAAGCGCACACACUCACUACACUCACAUCCUCAUUGAUCCCCGACUCUCUACAUCAUCAAAGUUUGACUGAGUAGAAUUUGUGCUCGAGUCAACCAGAGACUAUGGCUGGACUAUGACAGUGCUUCAAACGUAGCAUUUCGUCGGAAUCAUUCUCGGGACGCCACACAGGAGCUAACUUAACAGCUGCUAUCCUCGAUUAUUGCCCAAAUACGCUGCACCAAUCAACGUGAAUAAUCCUUUCUUAAGCAUAUGCUAAACCAUCCCGUAUGCCAAUGUCCCACCGCUAGUACACUGUGCGGAAGUUGAGAUGCAGUAGUAGUUGGGUCGCUGCAAACGGCAUCUGAAUUUCAUGUUCUUAGUUUGGAGCUCUGGGUGUUUUUGAUUCUUGUGUCGGUAAGUUGUUGAGGUUUUUUGAAGAGUGCGCAUUCAGGAGUAUGGCCUCGGCCAACAAUGGAGCAGGGUUCACAAUCAGAGAGAUGCGACCUGAAGAUGUGCAGGAUGCAGGGGAUGUGUUGUACAGGGCCUUCUACGUAGACAGCCUUGCGACGGGUGUGCCGACCUCCUUCAAUGUUGCCUCUCCAGAGGUGGCAAGCAGAAUGCUCGGAUCUUUCGUCUCGCAGCCAUCUUGCUACAAGCUUGUGGCAAUUGACUCUGAAGGAAAAGUGGUUGGUGGUGUGCUAAUCCAACAUGGGUCAGGGGAUAAUUCUGCACACGGCGUGGGGCCGGUUUUCGUGAGUCUUGAUGCAGCAGAUAGAGGAAUAGGGAAAACUGUUACAAAAGCAGUGGUAGAGCAUGCGCAGAGCUUGAACGCGCCGUCCAUCCGCCUCAACACGUCUGCAUCGAACCGCAAGAGUUUUUGUCUUUACGCAAGCCUGGGAUUCAUGCCCGUUGAGUGCACCACCUCCUUCUUCGGCACAGUCAACCCAGAUGAUGGUGUAAUUGCUGCUUCUGCCCUUGAGAUUUCCACUGAAGUUGUUCGCACCCGAAAGAUGGAGGCAGCCGACAUCAAGGCGUGCGGAGAUAUGUACAGCAAAGCCAUGGGGUACGACCGCGAGGACGAAAUCAGAGACAUGCACUCCAAAUUCUCUGAAAAAUGUUGGGUGGCCACAACAAAAGACAAUAGCACUAUUCUGGGUUACACGACCGGUCUGUUCCUGCUUGGCCACACAAUGGGAUCAAGUGAGGCUGCGUGGGUGGCAGUCAUCACCAGGGCUAUUCGAGAGAACAAUGGCAAUGUCUCAAGCCUAACAAUCCCUGGUGCUUACUACCCCCGCCUCAUUAAGUGGGCUCUAGCUACGAAGCUCAUCCUUACUAGGCACAACUGGUACAUGGUGAUCGGGAUGUACCAGAAGCCAAACGAUGGAUUCUUCUGGAGCCCCAGCAUUACGCACUAGAGAACCAAACAAUCCAUGCUUGGGUAGGGUCAAGUGCCCCAGAUUUCUUGUUGCUGAAACUGCAAUCCUCACCAACGCAACGCUGGUAGCUUUUGAGGAGUGGCGACAUCUUGUGCUUGAAGUGUUCCAGUGGCAUUUUACAAUGAAUUGAUUUUGGAAUUGAUAAGUGGAUUCUUAAGUUCCUCCAAUCCACAAUACAUUGUCAUGACCUGGGAUUGGAUCCAGUCGUGAGCCGAGAUGUAUUAGAACAAAAUGAACUCUGCUUGUGAUGUGUGGAGUUCAUUAAUGUCUUCUUUCUGCAUCAAGGUCGACUCGUUGAACUCCGCAGUUGAUUUUGAGCUUCUGCAUGCAACCUGAUGAACCAGUUUAAUAUUCUGGAGUGAACCACUAUCGAGAAUAACAACAGCAUGGACACAUCUGCGACUAGCACAGCAAAUAGUCUGGCGGUAUUCAAACACCUCGACAAUUCAGGGAGAUGAAACUAGGUAUGAAAGGAAAUGAAAACUGCCAACUUUAUCCUCUGUGAACGAAGGUUUAGGGACAGAAAAACAUAUGUGUGUGAUGUUCAAGCCACUACUAGGAAGCCUGUCCAGUAGACUCUUUUCAUAUUGAAUAAAUGGAUUUGCUAAUAACUGUAGAUAGGGUGGUUUUCACUGUCAUAUUUUUUCUGUAUUUGUUUCAACAGAAUACAAGUUUUUUAUUUUAUUUUAUUUAAAUUUUAAA
Molecule: messenger RNA, 2230 nt
Organism: Physcomitrium patens
Lineage: Eukaryota; Viridiplantae; Streptophyta; Bryopsida; Funariales; Funariaceae
Molecular function (GO): N-acetyltransferase activity
Source: RefSeq, a predicted model, not a curated record